Aspergillus vadensis CBS 113365 is the source of this 324-nucleotide messenger RNA. Its product is annotated as 40S ribosomal protein uS14. Bases 1 to 324 code for a protein of 107 amino acids. Gene Ontology annotation, cellular component: ribosome; cytosolic small ribosomal subunit. The transcript has 4 exons. The record is from RefSeq and is a predicted model, not a curated record. Gene Ontology annotation, molecular function: RNA binding; zinc ion binding; structural constituent of ribosome. NCBI's taxonomy places the organism in Eukaryota, Fungi, Ascomycota, Eurotiomycetes, Eurotiales, Aspergillaceae. Gene Ontology annotation, biological process: translation.
AUGACUCACGAGUCCGUUUGGUACAGCCGGCCCCGCAAGUUCGGCAAGGGUUCCCGUUCUUGCCGUGUCUGCUCCCACCGCGCCGGUCUGAUCCGCAAGUACGGGAUGAACAUCUGCCGUCAGUGCUUCCGUGAGAAGUCCUCUGACAUCGGUUUCCACAAGGUUGGUUUCACCAUCACCCACAUGCAUAUUCCAGCACCAGUACCACAAUCACAUUACAUCCGAAAUGGCAUUGGCAUGGCGAGGAGGAUACCGAAAGAGAAAGAGAUGGGAUUCGCGACAACGAAAAAGAAUGAGUACCAGAGACGGAAUGAAAUGGAAUGA